AUGGCACCCGGGCAGGGAGGCAAGAGGAAACGCGCUGAUCGUAACUGGAACAACUACUCUCCGAAUACCGAAAGUCCGCGACCCUCACCCCAUCGCCCCGGCGCGCUCAAUAUGGCAGGCGGCGGUCAUCCGCCAAAUUCCCCACGAGACCAGCAGGACGGACGUGAAAGAUCCCGUCGGCAAUCCAACCGCGGGCCUGGUGGCCGAAACAAUUCCAACCGCCAGUCUUACGACAAUCAGAAUUUUUCGAGUUCCCAGCAGAGAGGACCCAGCGCAAUGUCUCCUCCCCCGCCGGCUCAACCCAAGGAUGUCCCAGAGACCUCGCAGACCAAUGGCGAUUCCUUGGUUACUCAAGCUUCACCUUCGCCUGCGCCUAAUACCCCCAUCCUCCAUUCACAGCCGCGACCUACAUCCCGAUCCGGUUCCGAGGUCACCGUCACUCCCGUCACUCGCCCCACUGGCCCUCCUCCUCCCUAUGAUUACGAGUACAUCACAGAUGCCGAUGUCAAAGACUGGUCCUCAGUAGGAAAGCAGAAGGUCGUGGAAGAAGGGACCUUGACUCGUUCACAACAGGAUAUUCCGCGCCUAGCGUCGAUCUUCCAGGAGCUUAUUCGGUCUGCGAUUUACGGUCGCCUUUCCCCGUCCGAAGCCGGUUCCGCCAUCAAGAGUAUCCUUGAAGAGAAAAGCACAUCACAAGAUGUGGAUAUGGAUGUGAAUGGACAUCAGUCUUCAAGCUCUCAGCUUGAUUCGCGCUCUUUAUUCCUUGACACGCUUUCAAUUGUUACGGACGCCGACACAUCCAAUCCUGCUCUUAAGCCCCUCGUCUUCGCGACCGCUAUACCCCCUGAUCUCAUGCGCCUUCAACUUGAAACACCGCUAUUACAGUCAUUGGGAUUGGUUCGUGAGACAUUUGCGCGCAUGGGUAUUCGCAAACAGACCAACUUGCUUUACCGACAAUCAAAUUACAAUCUCCUACGUGAAGAGUCCGAGGGCUACUCGAAACUACUCACAGAACUCUUCACAACCAGCAACAAUGAAAGACCUUCCAGCGAGGUGGUUGAAGAUACAUUCGAACGAGUGAAGGCCAUGAUCGGAGCCUUUGAUAUGGAUGUUGGUCGAGUUCUUGAUGUGACAUUAGACGUCUUUGCAGCCGUUCUUGUCAAGCAAUACCGCUUCUUCGUCAAGCUGCUUCGCGCCAGCUCCUGGUGGCCGAAAGAGGACCCACUUUACGCAGUUGAAGGAAUCCAACGUACCUCAGGCCUGCCGACUUGGGCUCUCCCUGGAUCAUCAGGGUGGGUCACCACUGAAGAGGAACGGGCCGAGACCAUGAAAGCGAAUGAGCAGCGAGAUCGAGAAUUCUGGGAUCGUGCGCGCCAGGUUGGAAUCCAAGCGUUCUUUGAGCUUGGUCGCAAGCCACUUUCAGAUGAAGAAAAACUGGCUGUACUUCCAGAACCCAACAGUCUCCCUGAAGAGGAAGAUGCAACAAAGGCCUGGGUUCAAGAGACAGGAACAUUACCACCAAAGGGUAACCGAGUCGCCGCCCAUCUGCUCGGAUUCAAGCUGCGAUUUUACUCUUCCACAGCUCGGACCAAGUCCGAUGUCUUGCCUGACAAUCUCAUCUAUCUGGCUGCGCUCCUUAUUAAAGUAGGAUUCAUCUCGCUCCGUGAUCUCUAUGCCCAUCUUUGGAGACCCGAUGAAUCCAUGGAUGCGCUCAAGACGGAAAAAAUGACAGAGAAAGCGGAACGAGAAAAGGCCGCGCGACCAGGAGGUGGAGUCAAUGCUCUCAUGAUGGCUGGUGCUCUCACAGAUGACACAGCUCCGCCAAUUCGUCUUCGCGACUCGGAGACACGAAUGGCCACCCCAUCAAAAGACCAAGACGCCGAUAAACAAUCAGCAAGAAUAGAGGACGACCUUCCAGAACCAUCAGAUCAAAAGGUCUUGCUAUUGAAGAGCCUUUUGGCCAUCGGUGCCAUCCCCGAGGCUCUCUUUGUUAUGAGUAAAUUUCCAUGGCUUAUGGAUGGAUUCCCCGAACUUCCUGAUUUCAUCCAUCGCAUCCUCCACCAUUGUCUCAGCAAGGUCUACGCACCCCUGCGUCCCGUUAACCCUGCCACGAACCCUUCGGAAACUUUCCCUGGCCAACAACAAAUAUUGAGCACAGACCAAUCCGGUAUGGCAAAGGGCAAGCUUCGAUUUGUACAGCCCCCUGCACGACGAGUUCUUAGAUGGGCUCAGUUGGACAAAGAAGACACCAGUGAUGGAACCGACUACCGCUUUUAUUGGGACGACUGGGCAGACAAUAUUCCGAUCUGCCAAUCCGUUGAUGAUGUAUUUGCUCUUUGCUCCUCUUUCCUUAAUCUAUCUGGCCACAAGAUUGGACAAGAUACAACCUUACUAGCCAAGCUCGCGCGCAUUGGUAAGCACAGUCUGACCCAUGAUGGUUCAGAAGAGAACAGAACUCGCUGGCGAGACCUGUGCAAGCGCCUUCUACUUCCCUCUCUGAGUUUGACCAAGGCAAAUGCUGGUAUUGUGAACGAGGUGUAUGAUCUCAUCAGUUUCUUCCCUCGUGAUGUUCGGUACAACAUGUACGCCGAGUGGUACUCGGGCCAGACGUCCAGACUACCUGAUAUCAAGUCCGCCUUUGAUCAAGCAAGAGCCGAGACCAAGGACGUUCUAAAGAGGCUGAGCAAAACUACUGUCAAGCCUAUGGCGCGUGCACUUGCCAAGAUUGCUUAUGCCAACCCAGGCAUCGUCAUCAAUGUGGCCAUCAGCCAAAUUGAGUCGUACGAGAACCUUAUCGACGUCGUGGUAGAGUGUGCUCGGUUCUUCACAGACCUGGGCUAUGAUAUCUUGACUUGGUCACUGAUCAACUCUCUUGGUCAAAAAGGAAGAAGUCGUGUACAGGAUGGUGGCUUGCUCACCAGUCGUUGGUUGAAUGCUUUGGCCGCCUUUGCAGGCCGAACAUUCAAGCGAUAUCCAGUCAUGGACCCAAGUCCGCUGCUUCAGUAUGUCGUGGAGCAGCUACGCCAUAACAACUCAACCGACCUCAUCGUUCUAGAACAGUUAAUUAGUUCGAUGGCUGGUAUCAUUUCCGACACCAACUUCAAUGACAACCAGAUCCAAGCGAUGGCAGGUGGUACAUUGCUUCAGUCACAGACAAUCCUGCAGCUGCUUGAUAAGCGCCACUUGUCAAAGAUUACCUCCAGGCGUUUGGUCAAGUCAUUGACCAAUACCCGACUGGCCGGUCAACUUUUGGUUGCAAUCGCCCAGGAGCGUCUCACUUGUGUUUUUAACGAGACAUCGUCCGAGCUCAAGUUGCUCGGAAAUAUUUUCGACGAGAUUCACCGCAUUCUUACACAGUACCUUGAUCUCCUGCGCAGCAACUUGACAAUAGAUGAGUUUGACUCUUUUGUCCCCGACCUUGCCUCUUUGAUUAAAGAAUUCGGCGUUCAACCGGAAAUUGCUUUCUGGAUUCGACGAAUCAGCGUCUCCCAAAAGAUUGCUGACUUUGAACACUCAAGACAGGAGGUCGAACCUUCUACCAAAGAAAGCAAUCAAAUUGAAGAUGUACAGAUGGACAAUACCGAUGACGGAGAGGCAAAGGCGGAAAAAUCGGAUGAGACCGCAGUGGAAACAGGCAUGGAGGUUGACAAAGAUGAGAACACCACGCCUUCCUCAGCUUCUCUAGGUCCAUUGUCUGCCAACCCUGUGAUGCAAGACUUGAUCGAUAACGUCAGGUCUGUCUUGCCUGUUGAAAUCUGGGAUGUAGUCGGACCGCAUUUCUACGCAACUUUCUGGCAGCUAUGUCUUUACGAUGUACAUGUUCCUGGAAAAUCCUACGAAGAUGAGAUUGAUCGACUGAAGCGCCGAAUGAUCAUGAUCAACAAUGAUCGCUCGGAUCUGAGUAUGGCUGGCACGAAACGGAAGGAGCAAGAAAAGAAGCAGAUCACUCAGCUUCAAGAUCGAAUUCUUGACGAGAACAAGCACCAUUUGAAGACGUAUGAUCAGACUAGGAAACGGUUGCAAAAGGAGAAAGACCGUUGGUUCGCUGGCAUGCGCCUUAAGCACGAUGCACUGAACGUCGCACUCCUGGAGCAAUGCUUCAUUCCUCGCUUGUUCUUGUCCCCCAUCGACGCAUUUUUCUCAUUCAAAAUGCUCAAGUUCCUGCACAGCUCCGGCACUCCCAACUUCCGAACUGUCGGUUUGAUUGACCAACUAUUCCGUGAACAACGGCUCACAGCACUCAUCUUCCUUUGUACUUCAAACGAGGCUGAUAAUCUUGGACGGUUCCUGAAUGAGGUCCUGCGGGACCUUGGUCGCUGGCACGCUGAUAAGUCUGUCUACGAGAAGGAAGCAUUUGGUGCCAAGCGAGACCUUCCUGGAUUUGCUAAGAAUGUGGACCCCGAAGGCGUUCCAGUAAUGUUUUUGGAGUUUGAGGAUUUCCGGCGUUUGCUGUACAAGUGGCACCGCUUGUUCUCAAAUGCACUGAAGACUUGCCUCAAUGGUGGAGAAUAUAUGCACAUUCGCAAUGCUAUCAGUGUUCUCAAGGCUGUUGUUGUCAAUUUCCCGGCUGUUAACUGGAUUGGCCGUGAUAUGCUGAACUGUGUGAACAGCUUGAGCAAGAACGAUGAAAGAGAUGAUGUCAAGAUUCCUGCCGCCUCACUUAUUGGAGAUCUCAAUCGGCGAGAGAAGAAGUGGAUGCUUCCCCAAGAGUUUAACCUUGUCAAGACCCUGCCGGGUGAACCUGGACAGCCCAAGUCUGGUUCCCAACCUCCUGGAGGAUCCUCCACCCCGACGCACUUGAAUGCUUCAGCGCCUGAAUUCCAGCCCACAACCCAAGAAUCCACUGAUAUGAAGCAAGAUGCACCUGGCAGGACUGAAGUUGAGGAUGGUGAGAUCGAAGACGCCAAAAUUGCAGAGUCUGCCGAGGCUACGCAAAAUUCCGUAUCAACAUCUCAAGCUGAGAAUGCUCAAGAUUCAACCACCAAAUAUUACUCAAUGGACAUCAGUGGGGACUCAACACACAUUAGCCGUCUGUCGGCAGAACAACACGGCCAGGCGGACCCGCAAUCGCGGCCUCGGCCAACCUCCCGCGCUCCAGAUUCAGGACACAUGCCAGAUAUCCCGAAACGUCCAGAGUCUGACCGCAUCGAUCCGCGGGAACAAGCGCGUCGUCCCCGAAUUAGCGAAGGCAGCAGGUUGCCCGAAAGCAGCAGGUUACCCGCACGUCCUGAACCCGUGGAUGACCGUCACAGACACGACUUUAACCCGCGAACUCGCCAUGCUCCCGAGCAUCUUCGUUCGUUCGAUGGACCCCCUGGAGAUAAUAGAGGACAUGGACGUACCUUGGAUCGUGAGCGCGAAUUUCCGAUGAGGCCCCUCCCAGAUGAUCCAAUGCGCGGUGGCCCACCAUACCGUGAUGCACGCUUGCCAAGGGAGCCGGAGUGGCCUAUGGAUCGCCAAGGACGCAUGCGUCCUUCUGAUUCUUUCCAUGGACCUGAACCUCCUGUCCGAACUGAGCUCAUGCCUGAUUACCCUGAUCGGCCUGGCAGCGGUCCUCGUCGUGGCGAGUCAGCUCGCCCAGACAAAGAUGAUCGACGUCCCUACCCAACGCGCGGCCCGUCUCCCCCACGAUCCGAGUUACCCAAUCGCCCAGAGCGAUUCCCCAACGAUCGCCGUGCCGCCAGCUUUAACCAGCCACCCCCUCCGCCUCCCCGCUCCGAUGACCUCCCAAGGGGUCCACGCAGCGAUCGUGUUGCCGCUGAAUCAAGAGACCCGCCAACUGGUCCAGAUAUGGAGCACGGCCGGUUGCAGCCUCCUCCGAAUGAUAUUCCAUCUGGGCCGAGUCGGUCCAGACGAAAUGGCCGUAACGCUCCUAAUUCGCAGCCUGCUCCAGCCUUGGCCAAUGGCAAAAUUCCUACCCCUGACAACCAAAUGCCAACAGGCCCCGGCCGGCAACAAGGUGGACGUGUAGGACCAGCUCAGACUCCUGCCACUCAACCACCAACUUCCGAGCGGGGAGAACCCUCGGGAAUCCAUCCUGAUCGACUUAAGUUUAAUUUUGACGGCUCUCAGCCUCCCCCCUCCGGCCCCCGUAACGCACCUAACACACCUAACGCACCCAACGCACCCAGUGGGCAAUCAGGAUCGCGUGGGUCGGGCAACGACCGCGGACGCAGUGAUAAACGGUUUGCCGGGCUCAGUACCAUGCUUGCGCAACAGCAAACAAACAGCCCUGCUGAUCGCGUCACUGCCACCCCGCCAUCUCGCAGUCGAGGGGCAAACCGACAAUCGAAUGCUUCAGUAAACGCUUCUCCUCAAAUUUCGAACCGUCCCCCCACUGGUCCAGCUGCAUCUGGAGAUGACAAUAACUCCCGCAGCGGUGGCCGAGGUAGUGACUUGAUUGAUGAUGCUCCUACGUCUGAGCCUCGACGCUCGGGACGUGAUCGUGAUCGUGACAGUCACCGUGAGGGUCGCGAACGUCGUGGCGAAGAUUCCACGAACAGUAGUGGUAACAGUCGCCGUGAAGAGCGUCGCGAGCGUGAUCGGAACCGACGCGGCGAGGUUGAUGGUGGCGCCGGUCGAGAAGAUAAGGACCGUGAUCGUCAUACUGAUUCCCGCGACUCUGUGCGUCGCAACCCGAGCUCGCGUGAAGAGGCCAGACGUCGAGACCGUCGAGACCGAGAUGAUGGCCCAUCAGAGACAGGCGGCCCUAAUUCUAACAAUGUCAAUGCGAACUCCAAUACCAACGAAAAUGAGGGUCGCAUUCGUCCUUCUUCGUCAAUGGGAGCACCUCCACCUCCGCCGCCUCCACCCCCUCCGCCUCCAUUGCCCACCGAUGAAAACCCACGUCGCUGGAGCUCUGGUGGAGACCGCGGUAAUCGAUCCGAGAACCGCGAUCGUGAGCGAGAGCGCCGAGGUGACCGCGGACGUGAUCGUGAUCACCGAGAGAGUGGUGGUGGUUCAAGCCAUCGCAAACGUGGACGCCCCAAUCCCGACGAUAAUUCUGGUGGUGGUGAUGGAGGUCAGCGUGGCCAACGUUCGGGCAAUGACAACAAACGUCCCCGUCGGGGACAGUGA
This is a messenger RNA of Penicillium verhagenii, 7077 nucleotides long. Its product is annotated as putative THO complex component (Rlr1). The record is from RefSeq and is a predicted model, not a curated record. Gene Ontology annotation, biological process: mRNA processing; mRNA export from nucleus. Lineage: Eukaryota; Fungi; Ascomycota; Eurotiomycetes; Eurotiales; Aspergillaceae. The transcript is spliced from 2 exons. The coding region runs from base 1 to 7077 and encodes 2358 amino acids. Gene Ontology annotation, cellular component: THO complex part of transcription export complex. Gene Ontology annotation, molecular function: mRNA binding.